CCAACAGAGGAGGGAUGAAAAGGUGAGUAAGAGGCGGACAAAGUUCCUUAAAAAAAAUCAGGACGCGGACGUGAUAGCCCACUGCUGACCCGGCGGACCUUCCUGUCAUCGCUAUUCCUUUCCCUCUUGUUCCUGACGCGCCAACAUCUGGACUUCCUGCCAAGAACUCCACUCUCAUCCUGCUUUUAUCCUCUCUGAUCAUCCUUGCUACUGGACUUCCUGCACACUCGCAGGAAAACUUUGCUGACUUCCCAUGGAUGCUCAGCGCUGGACGAGGGACCAGGGAAGGGUGGCGGCGACCGGGAAGUGCAGGUGUUAACCUCCAUCACUCUCCUCUCCUCCCGCCCCUCGUGCCUCCUCAUCCCUACCAUCAGAACCAGACACCGGACCAUAAAAGAAUCACAAGGAGGGAAUUCCAUGCGUCUUCCCACUGGUGACACGCAGGAAGCUACCAGGACGCUGGAAGCUCUCAACUGCGACAAGUGACCGGAUUAGCGUUGGGAGGCGGGAUGGAGCGGCGGGAGUUAUUGCUGGAUGACCAUGGGAAGCCCAGGCAGUAAAGUGCCAACAUGGCCGCUCCCAGGAGACACCCUCCACCCUCUACCUGGCCCUUCCUCCUCCUCCUCCUAACCGCAUCCCCGGGUACCCUUCACGCCCGGCCCCUCCUCCUGCACUCGUCCAUCAACGUGGCCGUGGUGUUCAGUGGCUCCAGCUACCAGAAUGAGGUCAGAGGUCGGCUCAGCGGUGAGAACUUCGUGGACCUGCCCGUGGUGGUGAGCCCAGUGACGGUGCUGGUCAAUGACACCAACCCUCGAGACCUGCUGACACGCCUCUGUGAUACCAUGGCGACAGAGAAGCUGCACGGCGUGGUGUUUGAGGACGACGUGGGGUCGAGUUCAGGUGCACAGGUGGCUGAGGUGGCACAAAUUCUGGACUUCCUGUCGACCCAGACCGCUCUGCCAAUCGUGGGCAUCAGUGGCGGCUCAGCUGUGGUCAUCCCAUACAAGGCUGAGGGCUCGUCCUUCCUGCAGAUGGGAGCAUCUCUGGAGCAGCAGGUGGUCUGCAUGUUUAAGCUCAUGGAAGAAUACGACUGGGGCGAGUUCGCCAUCAUCACCAGUUUGCUUCCCGGAUACGACACCUUUGUGGACAUAGCCGAGUCCUACACGGACACCUCCUACUUUGUGUGGAACCUCCAGGAUGUCCUGUCCAUGGAGAUGUCUGUCGGUACAAACGAUGCGAGGACCAGGCGCAUUCUGCAGCAGGUGGACUCUCAAGUCCUGCUGUUGUACUGCUCCUUCGAGGAGGCCCAGUUCCUGUUCCAUCAGGCGUCCGAGGUGGGCCUGUUGGGUCCAGGCUACAUCUGGAUCCUCCCCAGCCUGGCUGUGGGCAACCCCGAGAUCCAGCCGCCCGCCAGCUUCCCCGUGGGCGUGAUCGGCGUCAUCACCGAGCAGUGGAGGAAGAGCUUGCGGCAGCGUGUGAGGGAGGGCGUGGCCAUCGUCGCCAAGGGCGCCGAAAGCUUCAAAAAGCAGCGGGGCUUCAUCCCUGAGGGACACGGGGACUGCAGCAAGCCCGCUAAACUCUCCGACAACAACACGCUCUUCAGGCACAUGCGGAAUGUGACGUGGGAGAGGAGAGACCUGUCCUUCAACGGCCAAGGAUUCCUCUCCAACCCCUCUAUGGUUAUCGUCGCCCUGGACCGAGAGAGAGUGUGGGAUAAGGUGGGCACCUACGCCCGUGGCAUCCUCCAGGUGCGCUACCCCGUCUGGCCCCGCUAUGGAAACUUCCUUGAGCACGUGACCGACGACCGCCACCUGACUGUGGCCACGCUGGAGGAGCAUCCUUUUGUCAUGGUGGAGAACGUGGACCCCGGGACGGGCACGUGCGUCCGCAAUACGGUGCCGUGCAGGCGCCAGUCCAAUCACACUGAGAGCAUCAUCGGCCACUCUGAGUCCUACACCAAACUGUGCUGCAAAGGCUUCUGCAUCGACAUCCUGAAGAAGCUGUCCCGCACCAUCAAGUUCUCCUACGACCUCUACCUGGUCACCAACGGGAAGCACGGCAAGCUGGUCCGAGGAAUUUGGAACGGAAUGAUCGGAGAGGUGGUCUACAGGCGUGCAGACAUGGCCAUCGGCUCCCUCACCAUCAAUGAGGAACGCUCGGAAAUCAUCGACUUCUCCGUGCCGUUUGUGGAGACGGGCAUCAGCGUCAUGGUCGCCCGCAGCAACGGGACCGUCUCCCCAUCUGCCUUCCUCGAACCGUACAGCCCGGCCGUAUGGGUCAUGAUGUUUGUCAUGUGCUUGACGGUGGUGGCCGUCACCGUGUUCGUGUUCGAGUACUUCAGUCCAGUGGGCUACAACCGCAGCCUUGUGAGCGCCAAAGCUUCGGGCGGCCCCACCUUCACCAUCGGCAAGUCUGUGUGGCUGCUGUGGGGCAUCGUCUUCAACAACUCGGUGCCCAUUGAGAACCCUAAGGGUACCACCAGUAAGAUCAUGGUGCUCAUCUGGGCCUUCUUCGCCGUCAUCUUCCUGGCCUCCUACACCGCCAACCUGGCCGCCUUCAUGAUCCAGGAGCAGUACAUCGACACGGUGUCGGGGCUCUCGGACAAGAAGUUCCAGAAGCCACACGAGCAUUACCCUCCUUUCCGCUUUGGGACGGUCCCGAACGGCAGCACGGAGAGAAACAUCCGCAGCAACUAUCCCGACAUGCACACGCACAUGAUGAAGUACAACCAGAAGGGGGUGGAGGAGGCGCUCGACAGCCUCAAGAACGGGAAGCUGGAUGCCUUCAUCUAUGACGCAGCCGUGCUGAACUACAUGGCGGGCAAAGACGAAGGCUGCAAGCUGGUGACCAUCGGCAGCGGCAAAGUCUUUGCCACCACAGGGUACGGCAUCGCCCUGCAGAAGGACUCGCACUGGAAGAGGCUCAUCGACCUGGCGCUACUGCAGUUCCUCGGAGACGGAGACACUCAGCGCCUGGAGACGGUGUGGCUGUCGGGCAUCUGCCAGAACGAGAAGAACGAGGUGAUGAGCAGCAAGCUGGACAUCGACAACAUGGCAGGCGUCUUCUACAUGCUGCUGGUGGCCAUGGGCCUCAGCCUGCUGGUCUUCGCCUGGGAGCACCUGCUCUACUGGAAGCUGCGACACUCGCUGCACAAGUCGCAUAAGCUGGACUUCCUGUUGGCCAUCAGCAGGGGUAUCUACAGUUGUUUCAAGGGGGUGGAGGAUCACGGGCGGUCUGGUCUUGCCAAACCAGACCUGACGUCCAACUACGCCCAAGCCAACAUGCUGAAGAUGCUGCGCACCGCCAAAGACUUGGUCUCCACCGCCAAUGUGGAGAGCUCUCUGGACAACGCCACCAAGACCAUAGAGCACUUGAGUCGGCAUGGCGGCAGCUUGCCCGUUCGUGUCCCGCACGUCACUACGGAGACCGUACCGGGGGGAUUUGCAUACAUCAUGGAGAACCACAUACCACAGAGAUCCAUCUCCCCGCCUCUGGCUGCCAUGACGUCACUAAAACAGCAGAGAAGCGUGGCCAGGCCCACGCCACUGCGCUACACGCUCCCUACUCGCUCUACUUCCUGUUUGUACGAGCGUUCGCUUCCUGUUUCCAGCCUCAGCACCCCCCAACUGGCAGUUAGCGAGACACUCCCCCAUCAACAUCCCCACCACGACCAGACCACUGGAAGAUUCUAUGUGGACGCCCACCCGCACUCGCAGUUCAUCUCUUACACCGACUUGCAGCUGCCUGACAUCUAUACGUCCCACCCCAUCUCCUUGCUCCAAAACCAGCACACGGAAGCGGGCGUCUACCAGAGGAAAAGCAGGUCUAAGAGCUUCCAGUGUGGGGAUGGGGAUGCAGAGAGGAGAAAAUUCAGGAAUCCUGAAAAUAAUGAGCCUCCCAUCUGCCUCAGUGAGCUGAAAGCCAACCACCUGCAGGACAACCACAUCUCUGCUCCCAGCAUGGAGAGCAUCUACUCUGUGGAGGGCACGUGUCCCCAGGUAGAGAACUACAGUUCCUGGCCCCCAGAAGACCUCAUGCUGAGGGGAAAACGAAGGCGCCGCCGCUCCUCUUUCCUUAAAGCUACUUGGGGCAGUGAGCAGGUCCACCAGCUGGACGAGUCCCAGUCAUCUCUCUCCAGCCAGUCGCCCUCCUUGCUUCCAGACCUGUUCCCUUGCAUCCUCACGCAGACCACACCUGCUAAGGCCUACAACCCCGCCCACGUCCGGAACAAUCUGUGCCACCCUCGGAACCAGGCCUACCUCCACAUAAGGGAGGACCACAGGAGGCCCACUGGCCGUAAAGCCCAAAGGCUGAGUUACUCGCACUCCACCCAUCUCCCGACGUAUGGUGAGGCGGUGCGGCAUGGUGCUGGUCUUGGGCGAGGGAUGGUGCGGAGAGCCACUAGCUUGCUCAGCAAACAAUACGCCCACUACCUGAACUCUUAUCCUGGACUACCACUCUGCCAUUCUCCCCUGCAGCACCACAACCAGACCCCAGGCAGCCACCCGGGCCCCAGCCCGGUGUGCCAGCUGCUUGCCUGUGGUGGUGGACGAUGUGGGGGUCAGCGGGCGCUCCUGUACCAGGACAGUGUGUACGGAGGUUACGGGGUCUAUCAGGGCUCUCAGACUGGAUCCGAGACUCAUGUGAGUCAAGGGGGAGUUGGCCAGCCUGUGGGGAGCCCGUGUGUGCUCCGCCCCUGGAGACGGGUGUCCAGUUUGGAGUCGGAGGUGUGAACCAGAAGGAGACAACAGACCACUGUGGAGAAGGUUCGGUCCUUAUUGUACAAGGGAGGUGUCUUUAGGUUCUUGUGAGUUGAAUUAGUUUAGCCUUGAGAAUACUGUUGAAAGUUGGCAAGACUGAGCCUCUCGCUGCUUUCUUGUCCAUUUUAUGGGCUUUAAAUGUGCCCUGAAGUGUGCGUGGUGGAUGUAGAACCAGAGUUGUCCUGCUGUGAUUGUGGUGUAGAUAUUUUACCGUGGAUGGAAUUCACGCUGUGGUGUUGCUGACAUGAUAAAGUUGUGAGGAGAUUAAAGGAUCUUUGAAAAGUGUCACCAAAAAGAAACAAUACAAAGCAGACACAGUAGCGACGCAUCAUGAUAGGAUGCACACAAAUGAGACAUUUUGACAGAGUAGCGUUUUUUUGGGUGGACAUAAUCAGUUAGAGGAUCUGCAAAAAGAUAUCAGGUACCUUCUUUAAAGCGCCUGUCUAUUUUUGCAGCAGUUUACUAGAUUAUAAAGUCUGUUUUCAAAGAAGUGAAGAAGCAUCGCAGAUCUGAAAGCUUGUCUUUGCAGAAGCUUCUGUUGGCAGGUUCAUGCAAAAACUGCACAACCCAUUUCCUGAGAACCUUGUAGGCAAGUGGUGCACGGGCCAGUGAAGAACUUACCAACAUUUUGGUGCAUAUUUUCUUUUGUCCUCCACCCAGAAUCACAACAGGACUGUUUGUCUUCCAUGAACCAGGAAGUAACCUGCCAGCUAGAAAAGACUUUUAACACGUUAGUUUGACCUGAGGCUCGUAGCCGAGGAAGAGAGACGUUGGUCACCAGUUAGCUAGCUGCAAGCUAAUAGCUAACUACUGUCGCAUGUAGCAGCUUGAGAGCCCAACAUUUCCCUCAGGUGUUGACAGAGACCAAAAUCAAAGGUGAAGGAGGUUAGACUUCCUCUCAAUCGAAAAAGAAACAACUGUUUUUGCUAACCUACCUAAUAUCGCUACUGCCGCCAAGUGGCCAUAAAAGGAAUGUGAGGGCAUCCAAUGAGCAGCUCUUAAAAGAAAAGUACACUUUUUUGGGAAUUUUGCCCACAAUCCCCAAUCCUUAUGUGACACUUGACCACACGUCUUUCUGUUUUCUGUGCAUUCUAAAGAUGUAAAAACGGGUAAAAAGAGGCAGCUCAUGAAUGCAUGUAAUGGGACACGCCUAUUCUGCCUUUGAAAACACCUCCAACAAGGUUUAGUGGUUCUCUAUCCAUGCUAACAUUCAUGGUACAUUCAUGAUAACAUGUCAUACUUGUAGUAUUUUGGGAGCUUCCUUCCUGGGUGCAUUGGUGUCACAUAGCAACAUAGAAAGGAACGCUACACCUAGCAUUAAACACAAAAACACAGCUCCAAUAUGUAGCGUUACAUUGGUUAGUGGCCUGAUGCAUUGUGAGCUAGUGUGUGGUGAAGCUAGCCGCUAGCCGGCUAGUAGCUAGCCGGUGUGGUGUGGCGAGGUGUCACUACGCCAGUAAGGUAGUUCUUGGGUGUAACGAUGUUAAUAAGAAUAAUAAUAACAAUGUGCUUCAUAUGCAGCUCACAUGAUGCAAACGGAGGUUUUUUCAGAAGCCUCAUAGGUGGAAUAGGUUUGUCCCAUUACAUGCAUUCUUAGCUGCCUCUUGCUAGCUGUUUUUAUAUCUUUACAAGGCACAGAGAAGAGAAAGACGUGUUCAUGUCUCACACAAGGAUUGUGGAUGGAAAAAUUCCAGAAAAAGUGCACUUUUCCUUGAAAGAAAGCAGUCCACAUGAACACAAAGUGAUGACCUGGACAGCACUGACCAGCACGAGGUGUCUUAUUAACGAAACCAUGGGCUCGUCUUCCUCAGCGUGAGGCUGCAGUACAGCACAGACAACACACAGGGCCUCACAGUAUUUAUUCCUGAAUUAUAUAUUCAUGUGUUAUUGAGUGUCUUUAUUCACGUAAUCUACUUAUGAUCGGAAUUUAUACUCACUUUUAGAUAUUUUCCAAUUUCUGGCACAUGAUGUAACGCUAGCCUCUUUGUUCUUAUUGUAUUCAUAACUCAGCUCUGUUUGCCUAGUAGGAUUUACAUCUCCCCUCCUUUUUUCCCCUCUUUUGUAUUCCCCCCUUCCUUCUCCCGCUCUCUCGUCCCUUCUAAUUGCUUAAUGAUCAAUUUUAAAUGAGGUGAUUGAGCGCUAUUAUACUAUCUGUAUCACCCAUCGUCCUCACCCCUGUAAUUAAUCACUUAGACCAAUUAA
Messenger RNA from Dunckerocampus dactyliophorus (ringed pipefish), 6962 nucleotides. RefSeq names its product glutamate receptor ionotropic, NMDA 2C-like. The record is from RefSeq and is a predicted model, not a curated record. Gene Ontology annotation, cellular component: postsynaptic density membrane; NMDA selective glutamate receptor complex; postsynaptic membrane. The transcript has 16 exons. NCBI's taxonomy places the organism in Eukaryota, Metazoa, Chordata, Actinopteri, Syngnathiformes, Syngnathidae. Gene Ontology annotation, molecular function: NMDA glutamate receptor activity; transmitter-gated monoatomic ion channel activity involved in regulation of postsynaptic membrane potential. The coding region runs from base 570 to 4733 and encodes 1387 amino acids. Gene Ontology annotation, biological process: long-term synaptic potentiation; synaptic transmission, glutamatergic; monoatomic ion transport.